AUGGCGGAAUCACCUCUUCAAUUUAAAUUUAUAGUUAUAGGCUGCUCCGGUGCAGGCAAGACCUCAAUUCUUAGAAGACUCUGCGAAGACAAAUUCAACAGAGGCACACAAUCUACGGUCGGCAUUGAAUAUUUUACAUACGUCACAAAUAUCGAAAAUAAAAUGGUAAAAAUGAUGAUUUGGGAUACAGCAGGACAAGAAAGAUUCUAUACAAUUGCAAGAGCUUACUUCAGGAAUGCUUUAGGCGUAAUUCUCGUCUACGAUAUAACAGAUAGAAAGAGUUUUGAUCAGCUUCCUCGCUGGCUGAGAGAUGCCCGUGUUGAAGCAGAUCCUCAUUGUACAGUUAUUUUAGUUGGCAAUAAAUGCGAUCUUAAAGAUCAAAGAGUUGUAUCAGAACAAGAAGCUAAAGAAUUUGCUGCAAAGAAUGAGCUCACUUAUAUUGAGACUUCUGCAGCUAACAAUGAUAAUAUUCAAGAAACUUUCUUGGAAGCUGGCAGAGACCUCUUAAAGAAGGUGGCUGCAGGAACAAUUAGUGGCCAGAAAUCUGCUACAGAUGGCGGCCAUAGUGUUAUUAUUCCAGAUCCAAAGACAAAGAAUAAGAAGAGGAAUACUUGCUGCUAA
Molecule: messenger RNA, 621 nt
Organism: Trichomonas vaginalis G3
Lineage: Eukaryota; Parabasalia; Trichomonadida; Trichomonadidae
Product: small Rab GTPase RabA5
Exons: 1
Coding region: 1-621 (206 amino acids)
Biological process (GO): protein secretion; regulation of exocytosis
Molecular function (GO): GTPase activity; GTP binding
Source: RefSeq, a predicted model, not a curated record